Molecule: messenger RNA, 606 nt
Organism: Prorocentrum cordatum
Lineage: Eukaryota; Dinophyceae; Prorocentrales; Prorocentraceae
Source: the annotation of a GenBank genome assembly
AUGCGCGCCGCCGCUCGCGCGUGCGCCGUCGCCACGCUGACCCUGCUGGUGCUCCGGCACAGCCGGACGUUCGUGGCGCCCAGCACUGCGGGGCGCGGCAGGCCAUCGAAGACGGCAGCCAGGUACACCACGCAGACUAUUCUGCCCGCCCUCGCGUGGAUCAAGACCGGCUUCAGGGAGAUCCGAGAGAGCGACCUUGCCCCAACCGAGCUGCGGGCGGUCAAUCUGGGCGGCGUCGACGUGCUUGUAGGCAAGACGGAGGGCGGCAAGCUCUUCUGCGUGGGCAACCUGUGCCCGCACCUCGGCACUCCGAUGAGCGAGGGCGCCGACGUCAUCGGCGACACGAUCGUGUGCCCGCUGCACGGCUCGUCGUGGAAGGUCGGUGACGGUGAGCUCAUCGAUUGGUGCCCGAGCCCGCCUAUCAUCGGCCCCCUCACUGGCCUGGUCAUCGAGAAGAAGAAGCUCGCGAUCUUUGAGGCGCGCUCGGGCUUCUUCGGCGGCGACAUCGAGGUGCAGGUGGACACUAACGCGAAGAAGGCGUACGAGGCGGACUACUGGAAGGGAAUCCUCGAUGCCCAGGGCAAGAACGACGGCACGUACUAUUGA